Messenger RNA from Magallana angulata, 1668 nucleotides. Its product is annotated as putative nuclease HARBI1. The transcript is spliced from 2 exons. Lineage: Eukaryota; Metazoa; Mollusca; Bivalvia; Ostreida; Ostreidae. The coding region runs from base 118 to 1227 and encodes 369 amino acids. The record is from RefSeq and is a predicted model, not a curated record.
UAAAAAUUCUUAAGUGCUUAAGCAUAUUCUUAAGUACAGAAUUUGUACUUAGCAGAUUGAAAUUUGACUUAGCAUAUUGCUUAGUAUGUUGCAUAAAUCUUCUCAACUCUUAAGUAUAUGCUUAGUAUAUUCUUAAAGUUAAGCAUGGUAUUUACUUGUCAUAAGUUUUUAAGCAUAUACUUAAGUAAAUCCAAAAUGGCUGAAAGAAGGAAGAGAACAUUUAAGCCAAGAGUUGAUCCAUUAAGAUCCAUGUCGGCCGCAGAAUUACAGGCAAGAUUUAGGUUUAAUCAAGAAGGUAUUGACUUUAUAACAAAUUUAAUUUGUGAUUUUAUUGAGCCUCCGACAAACAGAAAUUAUAGUAUUCCAGCACAUGUGCAAGUUAUGGUAACGUUGAGGUACUUUGCAACUGGACGAAUGCAGCUGUGCAGUGGGGACAAUUUUGGUAUUCAUCAAUCCACUGUAUCGAGAAUAAUUCACAGGGUGACCACUGCUCUCGUACAGCCUCGUAUUGUUAGAAGGUUUAUAUCCUUUCCAGUACAACCAGACAUGAUCAGGAAGCACCAGGCUGAUUUUUUUGGCAUCGCACAAUUUCCGGGGGUUAUUGGGGCCAUUGACGGCACCCAUGUACGCAUUCUGGCUCCAUCUGAACAUGAACCAGAGUAUGUGAAUCGUAAAAACUUUCACAGCAUCAAUGUCCAGCUUGUUUGUGAUGCAAGCCAUAGAAUUCUUGACUUAGUUUCAACCUGGCCUGGAGCGACACAUGAUGCAAGAAUCCUUCGAGAAAGUGGACUUUUCCAACUAUUUGAAAGACGUCUCUUGCCUGUCAAGUGUCAUCUCCUUGGGGACAGUGGAUACCCUGCAAAAGACUGGCUGUUGACUCCAUUUUUAAAUCCAGCUAAUGGACCACAGUCUCGUUUUAACAGGUCGCACAAAUGCACUAGAACAAUUGUGGAAAGAACCAUCGGGCAACUGAAGAGACGAUUUCACAUCCUCCAUGGUGAAAUUCGACAGAGCCCUGACCGAGUCAGCCAAAUCAUCACAGCAUGUGGAAUUCUUCACAAUAUUGCGAAGAUGUUUAACAUCCCCCUACCACAGGAGCACGGAGACGAAGACGACAGUGAUGAUGUACCUGACGACAAUGACAAUGCAGACCACUUAGUUGGAGACUUCCAAACUGCUGAUGGUCGCGCAUACAGAAACCAUAUUGUCGCAACCCAUUUCACUUGAAUGACAAAUGAGGUAUGUACAUGUAAAUAAUUUUAAUUUUUUUUCUUUCAUAUUAGUAUUUGCAGUCUCCUCUAUUUAUUAAGAAAACCGAUUUUAAUUCAUGGCUCCACUGAAACUGACAGGACUGGAAUAUUUAUACAUGAUCAAAUGAAAACGUGUUACUUAUUGUUUAAUCCCAUUCUUCGUAACUUAAAGCUGCAUUUCUAUAACACCGGUAAAUGCUAUUUUUGCUCUGUUGGAAACCACAUGGAAUUAAUGGACCGGAAAGUAAUAAAUGUAAUUUGAAAUAGUUUUAUUCAAUACUUUUAAAUGCGUUUGAAUUUAUUGUACAACUUAAAGAAGGUUUAUACAUUAUGUACCUAAAAUAUUAAACACGAAACACAACGAAACAUUCUUUCUUUUAAAAACAUCAAUUAAAUUUUGCAUAUAGCUUUAUAUAUA